CCCCACGAGCAGUUACUGGCUCUGGGAGCGCGAGCCUACCUGACUCUGCUAGAGGUACUACAGCUUCGCGUUGCGGCGUUUGUGCCGCAGCCCGCGCCAAGUGAGGGCUCCCGGCCUCCGGCUUCGGCGCCCGGCGCGUGUUGGCAGGCUCGAGGCUCGCGCCACUGACGCGGGUUGGGCCGGCGGGCGGUUAGCGCCCCGUUCGACGCCGGGAGCUCCGCGGCCUGAGCCGACGCGGGCGGCCGGGCUCUCGGGUUCUCUUCCCCAGGCCGGAGCCAGUCAGUGUCCCGGCGGAGAAACGGGCAGCCGGGCUCCCUGGCCCCGGGCCGUCCCCGGCUGGGGCGGCUGGGGCAGGGGGACGAUGUCUGCUCGCGCCCGGGUGCCCGCCGCUCACCCUCCGGAGGAGCGGCCCGCGGUACCAGCUGAGAGGGAGUCGCUGUCGGCCGCGGCGAGCCGGCAAGCCGGGAAGCUGCCCCCGCCCGAACGGGAGGGCAAGGAGGCGGCGAGGGAGGAGAGGAACGCGCUCGCCACCCGCACGGGGGCGCGGGGAGAGCCUUUGCCGGCGCCCGUGCUGGGACACAGCGUGCCUCAGGCGGCCGUGUCCGUGAAGCCCCUGGCGCUGCACCUGGCGCACAAGGCGCGCGGGCCGGGGGGGCCCUUCGGCUGGGAGCCGCCGCCACCGCUGCCUCGGGACCCGCCGGCCGAGGACGCCCGGGAGGAGGAGGCGGAGGCGGCAGGCUCUGAGGAAAAGCUGCCGCCGUCGCCGCCGCCGCUGCCGCGGAAGGAGAAUCCCUGGACCAAAAAGCCUCCCCAGCACCUGUCCCCCGCCGGGACGGGGCCGCCGCCGCUGCCCCUACUGGAAACCCUGGAGGCAGAGCUCAGUUCCCCCCAGAUUAUAAAAGCAGGAAAACUCAAGACAAAGAAAUCCAACAAGGCUAGUGAUUUCAGCGAUAUGUCGAACUGGCCAACACCUAGUGAAUUAGUGAACACUGAAUGUCAGAGUGUCAUCAGCCUAGGAAAUAAGAAGCCACAAAACAGAAAAGAAAGAGAAGACAAGGUUGAAAAGAGAAGUAACAGUGAAAGCAAAGAAAGCCGGGAAACAAAAUUAGAUGGUCCUGGUGAAAAUGUCAGUGAGGAUGAGGCUCAGUCAAGUAAUCAACGAAAGAAAGCUAAUAAGCACAAGUGGGUACCACUCCACCUAGAUGAUGUAAGACCAGACAGUCAAGAAAGACCAGGGUCCCGGAAUAGCUCAAGAUGUCAACCUGAAGCAAAUAAAUCACAUAACAAUAGGAGAAAUGACACACGAACAUUAUACAAAAGUUCUGUCUUGGUCAACAUUUGCUAUUGGGAAUUCCCUGGCGGUCCAGUGGUUGGGACUCUGUGCUUCCACUGCAGGACUGCAGAGGGUACAGGUUGGAGGCGUGAAAGAGAAAAGAGAGAUGAUCAAGAUGAAGUUUCCAGUGUGAGAAGUGAGGGUGGUAAUAUCCGAGGUACCUUUAGAGGCCGAGGAAGAGGCCGAGGACGGGGAAGAGGACGAGGCAGAGGAAAUCCUCGAUUGAACUUUGAUUAUUCAUAUGGUUAUCAAGAACAUGGUGAAAGGACUGGUCAACCAUUUCAAACAGAACUUAAUACCAGUAUGAUGUAUUACUAUGAUGAUGGUACAGGCGUACAGGUGUAUCCUGUGGAAGAAGCAUUGCUUAAAGAGUAUAUUAAACGCCAAAUUGAAUAUUACUUCAGUAUAGAAAACUUGGAACGGGACUUCUUUCUUAGGAGAAAGAUGGAUGAGCAAGGUUUCUUGCCUAUUUCCCUGAUUGCUGGUUUCCACCGUGUUCAGGCCCUCACUACAAACCUUAAUCUCAUUUUAGAGGCACUGAAAGAUAGCACAGAAGUGGAAAUUGUGGAUGAGAAAAUGAGAAAAAAGAUAGAACCAGAAAAAUGGCCAAUUCCGGGCCCUCCUCCACGUAGUAGUGUGCCACAAACAGACUUCUCUCAACUGAUUGAUUGCCCAGAGUUUGUACCAGGCCAAGCCUUUGGUUCACAUACAGAGUCUGCCCCAAAUUCUCCAAGAAUUGGAAGUCCACUGAGCCCAAAGAAAAACACUGAAACAAGUAAUCUUCAAGCAGUGUCUAGAGGUUUGUCUGCCAGUUUGCCCGACUUGGACUCAGAACCUUGGAUAGAAGUAAAAAAGAGACAUUGUCCAUCCCCAGUGAAACUGAAGGAAUCACCACCUCUACCUGAAGAGGCAUCAAAUCAACCAUAUCUUCCAGAUGAACAAGAACAAGAAGAACUUGAUUUUUUAUUUGAUGAAGAGAUGGAACAAAUAGAAGGGCGAAAAAACACAUUUACUGAUUGGUCUGAUAAUGAUUCAGAUUAUGAAAUUGAUGACCAGGAUUUAAACAAGAUUUUGAUUGUAACUCAGACACCACCUUACAUGAGAAAACAUCCUGGAGGAGAUCGAACAGGCAACCACAUAUCUCGGGCAAAAAUUACAUCUGAACUUGCUAAAGUUAUCAAUGAUGGCUUAUAUUAUUAUGAGCAGGAUUUGUGGAUGGAAGAAGAUGAAAACAAACACACAGCCGUAAAGCAAGAAGUUGAGAACUUUAAGAAGCUAAAUCUCAUUAGUAAAGAGCAGUUUGAAAACCUAACACCUGAACUUCCUUUUGAGCCAAACCAAGAAGUUCCUGUAGCACCUUCACAGUCCAGGCAAGAUUUGACUGAUGAAUUAGCUCAGAAGUUGUUUGAUGUUUCAAAAAUGUCUUCAGCAACAAUGGCCCGUUCAUUACCCACAGUAGUUCCAGAAUCUCCUAGAAUUUAUCCUGCAAGGACACCCAAAACACCUCGAACACCUAGAUUACAAGAUCCAAACAAAACACCAAGAUUUUAUCCUGUUGUUAAAGAACCCAAAGCCAUUGAUGUAAAGAGUCCAAGAAAGAGAAAAACAAGACAUAGUACAAAUCCCCCUCUAGAGUGUCAUGUUGGUUGGGUAAUGGAUUCCAGAGAUCAUGGGCCAAGAACAUCCUCUGUCAGCAGUUCAAAUGCUUCGCCUUCAGGAGGUGCACCACUAGUAGGAAGUUAUGGAUGUACUCCUCAUUCAUUCCCAAAGUUCCAGCAUCCUUCUCACGAACUUUUGAAGGAAAAUGGCUUUACCCAACAAGUGUACCACAAGUAUCGUAGAAGAUGCCUAAGUGAGAGAAAACACUUGGGAAUUGGCCAGUCUCAAGAAAUGAAUACCCUCUUUCGUUUCUGGUCCUUUUUCCUCAGAGAUCACUUCAAUAAAACAAUGUAUGAGGAAUUUAGACAACUUGCUUGGGAAGAUGCAAAAGAAAAUUACAGGUAUGGAUUAGAAUGUCUGUUCAGGUUUUAUAGUUAUGGACUGGAAAAAAAAUUCAGACAAGAAAUUUUUAAGGAUUUCCAAGAAGAAACCAAAAAAGACUGCGAAUCUGGUCAGCUGUAUGGAUUAGAAAAGUUUUGGGCUUACCUAAAAUAUUCUCAAUCUAAGACACAGUCUAUUGACCCCAAACUUCAGGAAUACCUCUGUAGCUUUAAGAAGUUGGAAGACUUCCGUGUUGACCCCCCUAUAGGUGAGGAAUUUGGAAGAAAAAGACAUUCAUCUACUUUUGGUGAUGCGAGUAAUCGUCACAGACUUCCAUCUAAUUCCUCUACAAAGUCACCGAGUGCUGCUAAGCCUACACCUGACAAUCAGCUUCGGGUCCCAACAAACCCUCCCAGAAGGAAUACUUCACAGCAGUCCAAUGACAAUUCACGCCAGAACAGUGCUGCCUCAGUCUCAACACAUGGUGAACUGCCUGAGAAAUAGACUCUUAUGAAAGUUGUUUGCCCUUGAAAUCAACAUUUACAUCAGUAUUUAUUGGGGGAAAUCCUCUGAUGUUUAAUUGUGAUAAUCAGAAAAAAGAAAAAGGAAGAAAAAUGGCAGCAUUAUUUUCUAGAAAGAUAAAUUCUAAAAACGUUUUCCCUGAUUUCACGAAUAAGUUUAAUUUUGGUAACCUUUUAUAGAGAUCCUCUAGUAAUACAUUUUGGUCUCAAAUAUAUAUUUGAAAUAAUAUAUUUCAUUUUCAAAGCCAUUGUUUAUAAGAACAGCAUUCCUUAAAUAUAUACAAAAACAACACAAGGAAUGCCUAACAUUUCAGCUCAUACUUCUUAAAGAAGAUAUAGUAUGUUAUAGUCAUCUAUUCUAUAGAGCUUUCUUAAAGAAUCCAAUAACCCCACUGUCAAUUCAUAUUUGAACUUAUCAAAAACAAAGGACAAUUAUGUGUAUGUUUUUUAAAUUCAGAAAAAGAAUGUGAAAUGAUACAUUUGCUUUUCUUUUAGAUUUAUAGUUUAAAGAAAACUUUUUUUUUUUUUUUUUACAAAA
Molecule: messenger RNA, 4372 nt
Organism: Globicephala melas (long-finned pilot whale)
Lineage: Eukaryota; Metazoa; Chordata; Mammalia; Artiodactyla; Delphinidae
Gene: LARP1B
Product: La ribonucleoprotein 1B
Biological process (GO): positive regulation of translation; mRNA stabilization
Cellular component (GO): cytoplasmic stress granule; cytosol
Molecular function (GO): RNA cap binding
Source: RefSeq, a predicted model, not a curated record